AUGAGGGGCCCAGAAGGUCAAUUCCACGGAGGAGCUGAAGGACAAUUCCGCGAAGGCCCACGAGGACAGUUCCACGAAGGACUAGGAGAAGAACCAUUCAGAGGCCCAGGAGGACAAUUCCAUAGAGGAGCUGAAGGGCAAUUCCGCGAAGGCUCAAGAGGACAGUUCCACGACGGACUAGGAGGAGAACCAUUCAGGGGCCCAGAAGGUCAAUUCCACGGAGGAGCUGAAGGACAAUUCCGCGAAGGCCCACGAGGACAGUUUCACGACGGACUAGAAGAAGAACCAUUCAGAGAAUUUGGUGGACAAUUCCAUGGAGAAGCUGAAGGGCAAUUCCGCGAAGGAUUAAGAGGACAGUUCCACAACGGACUAGGAGGAGAACCAUUCAGAGGCCCAAAAGGGCAAAUCCACGGAGGAGCUGAAGGACAAUUCCGCGAAGGCCCAAGAGGACAGUUUCACCAAGGACUAGGAGAAGAACCAUUUCACCAAGGAUCAGGAGAAGAACCAUUCAGAGGCCCAGUAGGACAAUUCCAUGGAGGAGCUGAAGGGCAGUUCCGCGAAGGCCCAAGAGGACAGUUUCACCAAGGACUAGAAGGAGAACCAUUCAUCGGAAGGAAUGGUACUGAACAGAAAGAGCAAUAA
Haemonchus placei is the source of this 642-nucleotide messenger RNA. The record is from the annotation of a GenBank genome assembly. NCBI's taxonomy places the organism in Eukaryota, Metazoa, Nematoda, Chromadorea, Rhabditida, Trichostrongylidae.